Messenger RNA from Cyprinus carpio (common carp), 3001 nucleotides. Its product is annotated as coiled-coil domain-containing protein 136-like. Gene Ontology annotation, cellular component: acrosomal membrane. The record is from RefSeq and is a predicted model, not a curated record. NCBI's taxonomy places the organism in Eukaryota, Metazoa, Chordata, Actinopteri, Cypriniformes, Cyprinidae. Gene Ontology annotation, biological process: single fertilization; acrosome assembly.
UUCUACCUUACAUAAUAUGUUGGAGAGCGAGAGUGAGAGAGAGAGAGACAGAGAGAGAGGCAGGAGUGAGUGAAUGUUUCUCUCCUCACUCUCUCUGUGCUCUCGUCUGCUGCGGUUAUCAUGGACAAGCAGUCUUCAUAUCAGCAGCUUGCUUCCUAAAGGACGUGACAAAGAAGUGACAAAGGACGACAGAGUGGUGUUGACUGGGCUUCUGAACACACCUACAUGCCUCAUACUUUCAACAGACCCUUCACCCUUCAAACAGGCGCAUCACAAACUGGACUUGGAGCUGUUCUUUCUCAGACAAUACGAGGUGACAGAGUGAACUGACAUCAGGAGAGCAUCAUGAGCACAGAAAAAGAGCGCAGCGUCCUGAAUGAUGCUGGCGAGGAGAAGGAGGUGAAGGAGGAGCAGGAGCUGGAGGAGCUGAGGGCUCAGGUGCUGCAGCUGCUGCUUGAGCUGGAAGAAGCUGGAGACACGGCUCAGAAACACGAGGAGAGCUUUCUGGAGCUGCAAGGUCUUCUUGAGGAGGAGCGUUUAGCUAGCGCUCAUCAGGCCGAGGCCUUCACGAGGCAGAUCCAGCGUCUGCAAGCACAGCUUCGCUCUGUCCAGGAGGAGAUGGACAGUCUGGAGGAGGAGAAGGAGAGCGAGCUCCUGGAGGCGCAGGAGGAGCUGCGGGCGGCGCAGGAGGAGGUGCUGCUGCAGCAGCAGGCGGCGGAGGAGGCCGCGGCCGAAAGAGAGAACGACAUCGCCAGUCUGCAGGAGGAGCUCUGCCGCUUACGGGCUGAAAUCUCACGACUGGAGAACACGGGACAGGAGUACGAGCUGGAGAUCGUCACGCUCCGAGCAGAAAUAGAGAUGAAGAGCCAGAGCCGUCUGCAGCAGAGGAAGGAGGGUGAAGUGGGUCUGUUGAUGGAUGAAUGUAACAAUCUGAAGGAACAAUGUCAUGCACUGCAAGAAGAAAACACAAGACUGAAUCACAGACUGCAGAUGCUGCAGAAGAGGAGUUCAGGCAGUACCUGCAUCACUGUUCAAGAAGAGCAGAACGAGACAGAAGAGGCAAAACACACACAGUGCGGCACAGAGACAGAAACGGCAAGCUCUUAUAUGAGCGCCAACUGCAGGCUGGUGGACGCUGGGAUCCAGAAGAACAUUUCGUUUGAUGGCAAGCCUGUGACCCCCACCAGCUGGACAGGAGGUUUCUCAGAGAUCCUCUCCCUGAGAGAUCAACUCAAGCAGACAGAAGAGAAGGCCACACACGUGCAGAGAGAGUGCGAUGGACUAAGGAAUGAAGUAGAAAAUCUGCGGGAAGUGUAUGAGAGCAGUCAGAAGGAGCGAGCCGAGCUGGAGCUGGAGUUACUGCGCUGCAGGGAAGAGCUGGAGAGAGCUGCUGAUGUCAAAGAGGAAUGAUGCUGAUAAAAAACAUUGAUUUGCUGCCGGCGGCCUGAACUACUGUAUAUUGUGGAGAGCAAAAGCUGUGUUCUCACCUGAUGAAGCCACUCGCUGAUCAACACUCAUCACAGCCUCUACAGUAACAUCUGGAGUUUACUGCUGUUUUUUGUUUGUCUUUUUUGCAAUAAUAACUACCUUCUAAGACAAAAAGGUCCCGCUUAUAUAUAUUUUUCCUAUAACAUUUCACAUGUACUUCAUAUUAGUUUAGCAAAUGUUUUUGACUUAUUCACUAUUUAGCUACUGAUUGUCUUGUGCUGGCUUAUUGUAAAUAUCUUUAAUUAUUAUAAGAUUAUAUUAUAUUUCUUCCUAAUACUGUAUAUGAGAUUAAGUAUUAAAAAUGUAUUAAUUGUAACAGGCCAAAAAAAAAAAAAAAAAAAAAAAAAAAAAAAAAAACAGUAAAGGAGGUUUAAAUUAAAAAGAUAAUUUGAAUUAAAAAUCAAAUUAAAUAUUUAAUAUAGUUAUUUUAUACCUUAUAAAUUAUUUUGUGAAUUUACGCAGUGCUAUCGGUUUGCAAUAACUGCUUUAAUCUAGUCUUUUAGUAUAUUUUUAUGCAUGUUUCAGCAUGAGGGAACACUAUAUUGUCAUACAGAGGAUUGCAUAUAUUUAUACAUGGAUGAGAAUAAUCAAUGUGUCCAUACAGUUCUGGAAAAAAAUCUUGUGUGCCCUAUGAACAUAAUUUGUUAACAUUUAGUGCAUAAACUCUUGACGUCACUGAUGUUUAAAGUAAAUGUAAACUCAUAAUUAUUAACUAGUUCAACGACCUGGAAAUAAUGAUUAGAAAUAAUUUUGUAUCACUUAAUCUUUAACAAAUCUUCUCUAAAGUCAUCUGAAAUCUCUUUUCAUGGGUUGGAACAGAAUGACAUUAUUUCGAGCAGGUGAUCAAAAAUUAUAUCAAAAUUUGAACCGCUUUGAACUUUGAAUGGCUUUUUAUCAAGAAAGUAAUAUUUUUACUUUUCCCAAUGACCUUGAUUGUUUGGUUGUAAAAUGAUCGAAUGUAUAUUAUAAAAUAUGUAGAAUUUAGAUUUGGUUAUAAAACUGUAGAAUUUAUAUAAAAUGUGUGUAAAAACUAAAUAUCUAAUUCAGACUUCUGUUUAUUAUGUAUUAUGACUGAGCUGAUAAUCGGAUUAUGUGUGAUCUCUUAUAAUUCAUUAACAUAUGAGUAAGCGAAGAUUAGAUGAGUUGAUCAAAGCCUAGGAAUAAACUGAGUUAUUAUUAUUAUUAUUAUUAUUAUUAUUAUUAUUAUUAUUAUUAUUAUUAUUAUUAUUAUCAUUAUUAUUAUUUCUAUUCUGUUGUGACAAUGGUACCAAAAACUGUAUUUCAAUUAGCAAAAAUGUCUAGAAUAUUUGUAUAUUUGGAAGAGUAAUAUAGAUGAACCAUGAGGUUUAAUGGUGUUUAAUGUACUGAAUUAGCACUGAACUGAAAUCCACUGUAGCCCUACAUCUGAUAAAGACAAACUGAGUUGCAACCUUCCAAAACAUUUGUGAGUGUUUCUUUAAUGCGCACUUUCUGCCCUGUGGAUACUUUUAAAAAUAAAUCAUCUUUGAACACG